Glycine soja is the source of this 1824-nucleotide messenger RNA. RefSeq names its product SNF1-related protein kinase regulatory subunit gamma-1-like. The record is from RefSeq and is a predicted model, not a curated record. The transcript is spliced from 6 exons. Lineage: Eukaryota; Viridiplantae; Streptophyta; Magnoliopsida; Fabales; Fabaceae. The coding region runs from base 224 to 1555 and encodes 443 amino acids.
UGCCGCAAAACAACGUAGGACAAGACAUUAGUAUUACGUGGAGAUGAAGCAGUUCAUCACACACAACAUGCACUCUCAUCAUAAUCAUCCACGCUUCUUCUGGUUCCAAAGUCAACGGAUUAUGUUCCAUGUUUUUGAAAUCCAACGGUGUUGAUCUUAGGUGUAGGAAGUAGCUUGUGAAGUGUUUGCAGAUUAAGUGUCCUUCUCUUCAGUUAUUUAUGGGAUGUGUAAAGAGAAAAAAAGGAUCAUAAUUAACUUGUUAGCAUUGGCGUUACAGAGAGAGAGAGAGAGAGUUAUUAUGGUGACUAUGGAAGAGAGUCCAAGGAGCCCAGAGGCGAAGCUGGGGUUGCGAGUGGAGGAUCUAUGGGACAUUCAGGAACCACAGCUAAGUCCUGAUGAGAAGUUCAAUGCUUGCUUUGAAAGCAUACCUGUCUCUGCCUUCCCUCCACCUCCUUCAAAUCAAGGUUAUAAUUUUGGGUGUUCAGAAAUUGAGAUAAAAUCAGAUGCCACCCUAGCCGAGGCAGUAAAAAUACUUGCAGAACACAACAUUCUUAGUGCACCUGUGGUGGACGUAGAUGCACCCAAUGAUGCCAGUUGGAUUGACAGAUAUAUAGGAAUAGUUGAGUUUGCUGGAAUUGUUGUUUGGAUUCUGCAUCAGUCUGAACCCACAUCUCCAAGGAGUCCAUCCGGUGGAGCUGCUAAUACGGCUGCAGUGAAUGGAAUAACUUCUGAAGCAUUAGGCCUUGAAUCUGCUUCGACAACUUCAGGCAAUUUCUUUGAGGAUCUGACUUCUUCUCAACUAUAUAAGAACACCAAGGUUCGUGACAUUUCAGGGUCAUUCCGCUGGGCUCCAUUUCUCGCUCUGGAGAGAUCAAACUCAUUUUUGACCAUGCUUUUGCUGCUUUCCAAGUACAAGAUGAAGAGUAUUCCUGUGGUGGACUUGGGUGCAGGUCGAAUUGACAACAUUAUUACACAGUCUUCUGUAAUUCACAUGUUGGCAGAAUGUGCUGGUCUUCAGUGGUUUGAGAGUUGGGGAACCAAGAAACUGUCUGAAGUUGGUCUUCCCAUGGUGACACCAAAUCAUAUUAUCAAGGUUUACGAGGAUGAACCAGUGCUUCAAGCAUUUAAACUGAUGAGGAAAAAGAGGAUUGGAGGGUUGCCAGUGAUGGACAGGGGUAGCAGCACGGCAAUUGGUAACAUAAGCCUGAAAGAUGUUCAAUUCCUCCUAACUGCUCCUGAAAUCUACCAUGAUUAUAGAUCUAUUACAGCAAAAGACUUCCUGACAGCCAUUAGAAGCUACUUAGAGAAGCAUGAAGGGGCCUUUCCAAUGUCAGGUGACCUGAUUACAUGCAAUAAGGAUUGCACAAUCAAAGAAUUGAUUCAACUGCUUGACCAUGAGAAGAUUCAUAGGGUCUACGUUGCUGACAAUGACGGGAAUCUGGAAGGACUAAUCACACUCAGAGAUAUCAUCUCAAGGCUAGUACACGAGCCUCGUGGCUAUUUUGGUGAUUUCUUUGAUGGGGUUCUCCCAAUGCCUCCAAACAGCAGGGUUUGAAAUGCUUUCAGGAAGAAUAAGUUCUAUUCCAUAAGUAACAAAUUGACGUGUUUCUCAUCAGAGCUGACGACAAGAUCCUAGCCCCUUUGUAACAUCAGCACCUAGCACUUUGCAAGUUACUUGCUCUCGUUUUACCGUAGGUGAAACUGUGAAAUUUUGUGUAAAUUUUGACGUAAUAAUUUGGAGUUUUGGUCACAUUUUUCUUUUGAACAAGUUGAUCCUUAAUCUCAUGCUACUCUGCAAUUAAAAGCCAGGGAACUUAACGGAAA